Messenger RNA from Oryctolagus cuniculus (rabbit), 2083 nucleotides. The record is from RefSeq and is a predicted model, not a curated record. Lineage: Eukaryota; Metazoa; Chordata; Mammalia; Lagomorpha; Leporidae.
CACAGAAGAGGAAACUGAGGCACGGGGGUGGGGUGGGUAAGAUGAUUAGUAUGGAAGGCAACUGCAUCCGAGAGGGGGUGCCCAGCGCAGAGGUCACCGGAAACGGUCAUUCACGGGCUAGGGUAGGAGAGGCCAGAGCAGCGCAGACUGACCUAUGACGUCAUCGGUACGCUAAGCAGCGUAGCAUCACCUGGACGUAGCUCCAUUUCCUUUCCCGGACAGGUCCUCUGGUAGUCGGGCAGAGUCUGAAUCAAGCCUCUCAUUGGCUACGCACUCCGUCAAUCCGUUUCAUUCUUCCAGUCUUCCGCCCCGCCUUCCUGAGCCAACCUCUGAUAGGCUGCCGCGGCAGUCACUUUAGAAAGGUCCGCAUUCCUUCCGCCUUUCUCCAGGAGACCGAGGGCGAGGAGGGUGUAUCCCCGGCAGCGUCCACCCCCUGGACUCUGAUUCCAUCUCUCAUUGGCUGAGCUGGGUGCCGGUCGCUACUCCACCCGCUGCCCAUUGGCCAACCUACAGCCGCUCUGCGCGGCGCCGGCUCCGCCCCCGUCGGGUGUUUGUGGUGGGGCUGCGGAGUCGCCGAUCCCGCCGGAAGCGCCAGGACAAUGGGGACCCGGGACGACGAGUACGACUACCUAUUCAAAGGAAGGAGAAAUGCCAGCAUGGGAGGGCAGCCCGGAGAGCCCUGGGCCUGGUCCCUCCUCUCCAGCCCGGCCAGCCCACGCCUGCUCUGCUCCCUGUGUCCCUCAGCUGCUUUGGGCCAGCCCUGCUGCACACGUCAUGGCGCCUGGGUGGUGCUCAUCGGGGACUCAGGCGUGGGCAAGAGCAACCUGCUGUCGCGCUUCACCCGUAACGAGUUCAACCUGGAGAGCAAGAGCACCAUUGGCGUGGAGUUCGCCACCCGCAGCAUCCAGGUGGACGGCAAGACCAUCAAGGCGCAGAUCUGGGACACCGCCGGCCAGGAGCGCUACCGCGCCAUCACCUCCGCGUACUACCGUGGCGCAGUGGGCGCUCUGCUGGUGUACGACAUUGCCAAGCACCUGACCUACGAGAACGUGGAGCGCUGGCUGAAGGAGCUGCGGGACCACGCCGACAGCAACAUCGUCAUCAUGCUGGUCGGCAACAAGAGCGACCUGCGCCACCUGCGGGCCGUGCCCACGGAUGAGGCCCGCGCCUUUGCAGAGAAGAACAACCUGUCCUUCAUCGAGACCUCAGCCUUGGAUUCCACCAACGUAGAGGAAGCAUUCAAGAACAUCCUCACAGAGAUCUACCGCAUCGUGUCACAGAAGCAGAUCGCCGACCGCGCCGCGCACGACGAGUCCCCCGGCAACAACGUGGUGGACAUCAGCGUGCCGCCCACCACCGACGGACAGAAGCCCAGCAAGCUGCAGUGCUGCCAGAGCCUGUGACCGCGCCGCGCCGGCGUCCCUGCGUGCGUGCACGUCCUCGUCCUCGGCCCUCGUCCUCGUCCUCGUCCUCAGCCCGGCCCCUCUCCCGGCCCCCAGUGACCGGCUCCUCCCGCCCUCCCGCGGGCAUCUCGGCAGGAAGGACAGGGCCGGCCAGCGGCGAGGAAGACGGGCCGACGGAGCUGGCUUCUCCUGCUUUUCCGCGGCAGACUCCAGGGAGCGAUCACCUCCCUCCCCGCCCGGCCAGUGGGCCCAGCAGGUCCCUCCUCACCCAGAACCCGGGCCGGGCAGGCGACGCUCCGGGCUCUCGGCAUCCCGCCCGCCCCUCCACGCACCGCCCGCGCCGGCUCGCCCGCCCGCGCCCUCCCGCCUGUAGGUUGGAGCUGGGAGCAGACCCCGUCCCGCCCGCCCGCCCCUCUGCACGCCGCGCGCCCCUGCCCGCCCGCCCCUCUGUCUCGUCUCCCCGUGCGGUCAGGAGCCUGUCUGAGUGAAGCAAUAUCUCCGUGUUUUGUACAUACAACCGCUCUUGUAGCCUUUGGUUUUUGUUAUUGUAGAGAAACACAGAUUCUUUAUACACUUUGUAAGAUUUACGCCGGCCCUAGCUCUCGAUCUCUUCUUCGCCCUGUGGCCCCUGCACUGUUGCCCGUUACUAAAAAUGUAUACGCCGACUUCCUGUACAGAAA